AGACCCAGGAAAAUUCCAGAAUUGGCAUCCUACCCGUUCGUCACCCAUCGGACGGGCGCACUUCUCCCCACACACCGAAGGAAAAGCGCUUCUAGAGCCUUCCUUUCGACCGCCCGUCCCUACCCCCCCCUCUUUAUAUUUCCGCCCGAUUAACCCGUCUUUCGCUUGCCGCUAGGGUUCUCGGCUGUCCGUCUUCUCUGUUUGCAUCGGGAUCGAUCGUGAGAGGGUUCGUCGGAGGAGAUUAUUGUUAUCGUUUCUUUUAGAUUCGAGGGACUUGUUAGGGUUUUCUGGAGUAGAAGAUGUUUGGGAGGCCGCCGAAGAAGAGCGACAACACGAGGUACUAUGAGAUUCUUGGGGUGCCGAAGAACGCAUCUCAGGAUGACCUGAAGAAGGCCUACCGGAAGGCCGCCAUCAAGAACCACCCCGACAAGGGCGGCGACCCCGAGAAGUUCAAAGAGUUGGCCCAGGCCUACGAGGUUCUGAGUGAUCCUGAGAAGCGUGAGAUAUAUGAUCAGUAUGGAGAGGAUGCUCUCAAGGAAGGAAUGGGUGGUGGCGGUGGCGGCCAUGACCCAUUCGAUAUCUUCCAAUCUUUCUUCGGUGGAAACCCCUUUGGCGGAGGUGGAAGCAGCCGAGGCCGAAGGCAGAGGAGGGGAGAAGAUGUGAUCCAUCCUCUGAAGGUUUCUUUGGAAGACCUGUACAAUGGGACAUCAAAGAAGCUCUCUCUUUCUCGAAAUGUCAUCUGCCAGAAGUGCAAGGGUAAGGGUUCAAAAUCUGGUGCCUCGAUGAAAUGCGCUGGCUGUCAGGGUUCCGGUAUGAAGGUCUCGAUUCGUCAGCUGGGACCUUCCAUGAUUCAACAAAUGCAGCACCCUUGCAAUGAGUGCAAGGGAACUGGGGAGACCAUUAAUGAGAAGGAUAGGUGCCCACAGUGCAAGGGUGAGAAGGUUGUGCAGGAGAAGAAAGUGCUGCAGGUUGUUGUUGAGAAGGGAAUGCAGAACGGCCAGAAGAUAACGUUCCCUGGAGAGGCUGAUGAAGCUCCUGAUACGGUUACAGGAGAUAUCGUGUUUGUGCUACAACAAAAGGAUCAUCCCAAGUUCAAGAGAAAGGGUGAUGAUCUCUUCUUUGAGCAUACAUUGUCCCUCACUGAGGCCCUCUGUGGCUUCCAGUUUGUCUUGACCCAUCUGGACAACAGGCAGUUGCUCAUUAAGUCGAACCCUGGUGAAGUCGUCAAGCCCGAUCAAUUCAAGGCCAUCAAUGAUGAAGGUAUGACGCUGUACCAGAGGCCUUUUAUGAGGGGAAAACUCUACAUCCACUUUGCGGUGGAUUUCCCGGAUUCGUUGACGCCUGACCAGUGCAAAGCUAUUGAAGCUGUGCUUCCCCCAAAGCCUGUUUCCCAGCUGACAGACAUGGAGAUAGAUGAGUGUGAGGAGACUACUUUGCAUGAUGUUAACAUCGAGGAGGAGAUGCGGAGGAAGCAGGCACAGGCACAGGAAGCAUACGAGGAGGAUGAGGAGGCUCAUGGUGGUGCCCAGAGAGUUCAGUGCGCUCAACAAUAAGAGAAGGAUUUCUAGUUCGAUAGAAUGUGGGCAGUUUAAUUUUGACGGCUAUGAUUGUCGUCAUUGUUAGCUAUUUGGUGAUGCUAUAAUCAUCUCGGUGGACAGCAGACUGACGUGUUUCAAGCUGCUAGAGACCUCUGUUCUAUGCAUUUUGUUUUUCACUCUUCAUGCAAAAAGAUUUGUCUAAAUACGUGGAUGGUUCGGCCAUCCACCACCAUCCCGUCAAACUUCUUAGCAAUCAUUCGCAAAUUCGUCA
Molecule: messenger RNA, 1809 nt
Organism: Elaeis guineensis (African oil palm)
Lineage: Eukaryota; Viridiplantae; Streptophyta; Magnoliopsida; Arecales; Arecaceae
Product: dnaJ protein homolog
Biological process (GO): response to heat; protein folding
Molecular function (GO): ATP binding; Hsp70 protein binding
Source: RefSeq, a predicted model, not a curated record